AUGGAUAAAAUUUUAUCUGUUUUUCAAUUUAAUUUCAAAUCCUUUUCAACUCAGCAUUCAUUACAAUUUACUAAUAAAGAUAAUAAUAAUAUAUUAAAUAAUUAUUCAUGUCAAACAUGUCAAACACCAUGUUCAAUUCAUCCAUCUUAUCCUUCAAAUUUAAAAAUAGAUUACAAAUCACCAUUAAAAGAUACCAUACAACCUUAUUCAAAACAUGUUAUCAUUAGUACAGGUAAUAAGGAUUGGAGUAAAGUAAUUGAAUUGGAUGAAGGUAAUUUAGCUUCGGAAUUAUUUAAACUUCAAAUUGAA
Messenger RNA from Diversispora eburnea, 309 nucleotides. NCBI's taxonomy places the organism in Eukaryota, Fungi, Glomeromycota, Glomeromycetes, Diversisporales, Diversisporaceae. The record is from the annotation of a GenBank genome assembly.